AUGUCCUCCCAACUCCGAGCAAACAUCUACAUCGCCCCUCCAAUUCCCUUCAGCAAGCCCGACGGCACCGAAGGCGGCAAAUGGUCUCCCAUCUCCUCGACCUUAAUCCACGGCGAUCAUGAAGCCGUGCUGGUGGACACGCCCAUCACCAAAUCGCAGAAUGUAGCUCUGGGAGACUGGAUCGAAGCUACGAUCCCAACGAAGAAGUUGACGACGGUCUACAUCACUCACGGCCAUGCGGAUCAUUGGCUGGGUAUUAAUUACCUCCAGAAACGCUUCCCGGGGUUGAAGGCUUUGGCUACUGCUGGUACGGUCGAGCAUAUGAAGGAACAGAUUCGACCGCAGGAGUGGAAGGCGACCUGGGGUUCUCAGUUCCCGGAUCAGAUUGAUGAGGACUUUAAAUUUGCGGAUGCCCUUCCCUCGAAUGGGGAGUUUCAGCUGGAGGGUCAUGUGCUCAAGGCUGUCGAAGUGGGCCAUUCGGAUACGCAUGACAGUACUGUGUUGUGGGUGCCUUCCAUCAAGCUGGCCGUCUGUGGCGAUGUCGUGUAUGGAGACGUCCACCAAAUGCUAAGGAUCGCGAAUACAAAAGCCCUGCGUGAGGAAUGGAUCCGAGCUAUCGAGAAGGUCGAGUCGUUGGGACCGGAGACGGUCGUCGCUGGUCAUAUGAAAGAAGGCGAGAUCCCAGGUACCUUCCACCUUCUAGAAUCGAAGAAGUAUAUUCGUACGUUUGGGGAGAUUGUGGAGGGCGGUGGUGCGAAGGAGUGGAGGGAUGUGUUCAAGGUGAUGAAGGAGAAGUAUCCGACGAGGUAUAACGAUGGGGCUUUGGUUGCUGGGUGUGUUGGGGCGUUCCCUAGCAAGAAGAAAAAGGGGUCGAAGAUUUGA
Messenger RNA from Zasmidium cellare ATCC 36951, 882 nucleotides. RefSeq lists its product as uncharacterized. NCBI's taxonomy places the organism in Eukaryota, Fungi, Ascomycota, Dothideomycetes, Mycosphaerellales, Mycosphaerellaceae. Bases 1 to 882 code for a protein of 293 amino acids. The transcript has a single exon. The record is from RefSeq and is a predicted model, not a curated record.